AUGGCACAAAUCGGCCCAUUGCGACGGGAUAUCAUCGAGUAUAUUCGAGAAAGUUGCAAAAAGGAAGAUCUCGAUCCUCCAGUCCCACGAGAAUAUGGAGAUAUCCCCGUCUCAUAUGAAGUUAUCACUAAAGAAUGGCUGACCGCGACCUUGGCCCGAGAUGCUUUCGGAUCAACUGUCAAGAACUUCAGGCUAGGUCCGAAAGAUAACGGGUCGGCAAAUCGGCGCCGCAUCGAAAUCGAAUGGGAUGGCCCUCGAGCAUUCGACCUCCCAACUUCAGUCUUCUGCAAGGCAGCUCACUCUGCGGAAAAUCGUAUUGUCCUAGCUGCAGGAGGUACCUACAGUGAGGUCUUUUUCUACAAUAAUAUACGGCCUCAGCUCAGUAUUGAAGCGCCAUGGGCAUAUUAUGCCGGUUAUGACCCAAAAUCAUGGGCUGCCAUGGUGAUCUUAAAGGACAUGGGUGGGGAGACGACGUUCUGUAAUUACAAGACAAGCUUAACCAAGGCUCAGUUCGCCGAGCAGGUUCAAAUGUUGGCAAGGUUACACGGCCAGUACUAUCAGUCUCAGCACCCGGAAUUUGAACGGUUGCUCGUUUAUCAAGACCGGAUCAGUAACCUGAUAGCGGUUGGACUUGAGAACAUGUGCGUCAAUGGAUUCAGGGCUGCAAAGGCGGUAAUUCCCUCACGCCUAUUUGCGAGGGAGAGUGAAAUUUGGCCUUGCACGCUCAAGUCAGUUGAGCGCAAUGCUGCGCUUCCACCGACGGUGGUUCACGGGGAUGUCCACCUUGGCAACUGGUACAUAACACCCAAUGGUCGUAUGGGCCUCACAGACUGGCAGACGGUAGCCAGAGGACACUGGUCCCGUGACCUGGCGUACGUCCUUAGUACAGCUGUAGAUGUCGAGAAGCGUCGCCAGUGGGAGCACGGAAUGGUUGAGAUGUAUGUGUCAGAGCUCAGGAAACAUGGAGGCCCCAAGAUUGGUGUCCAAGAAGCAUGGCUUGAACUACGAAGACAGUCAUUUGGUGUACUGGCUUAUUGGACGCUGACUCUUACGCCCGGUGAGAAUCUGCCUGACAUGCAAACGGAAGAGGCGUGCCUAUGUUUUAUUGAGCGCAUAUGUACAAUGAUGGACGAUCAUGAUGUGCUUGACGCUUUUUGA
This is a messenger RNA of Fusarium musae, 1158 nucleotides long. RefSeq lists its product as uncharacterized. The coding region runs from base 1 to 1158 and encodes 385 amino acids. The record is from RefSeq and is a predicted model, not a curated record. The transcript has 2 exons. Lineage: Eukaryota; Fungi; Ascomycota; Sordariomycetes; Hypocreales; Nectriaceae.